Protobothrops mucrosquamatus (brown spotted pit viper) is the source of this 1578-nucleotide messenger RNA. It is a transcript of the gene SLC6A8, whose product is annotated as solute carrier family 6 member 8. Gene Ontology annotation, cellular component: membrane. The transcript is spliced from 12 exons. NCBI's taxonomy places the organism in Eukaryota, Metazoa, Chordata, Lepidosauria, Squamata, Viperidae. The record is from RefSeq and is a predicted model, not a curated record. The coding region runs from base 16 to 1578 and encodes 520 amino acids. Gene Ontology annotation, biological process: sodium ion transmembrane transport.
UCUUUGGGGCAAUUCAUGAAGGCUGGAAGCAUCGCAGUAUGGAACAUAGCGCCACUUUUCAAAGGACUGGGAUUUGCUUCCAUGGUGAUUGUCUUCUACUGCAACACGUACUACAUCAUGGUACUUGCCUGGGGCUUCUACUAUCUGGUGAAGUCUUUUACAGCCACCCUGCCCUGGGCAACCUGUGGGAAUCCCUGGAACUCCCCAGAGUGUGUGGAAAUCUUCCGACAUGAAGAUUGUGCCAAUGGCACUGCCAGUAGCAAUCUUACCUGUGAUGAACUUUCUGACAAGCGGUCACCUGUCAUCGAAUUUUGGGAGAACAAGGUGUUGAAUAUUUCAAAAGGCCUGGAGUACCCUGGGGCUAUCAAUUGGGAAAUGACCCUGUGCCUCCUAUCUUGCUGGGUCCUUGUCUAUUUCUGCGUUUGGAAAGGCGUCAAAUCUGCAGGAAAGAUUGUCUACUUCACUGCUACAUUCCCUUACGUGGUGCUCAUUAUACUGUUUAUUCGAGGGGUGAUGCUGCCUGGAGCUCAGGAUGGGAUAAUUUACUAUCUCAAACCCGACUGGUCCAAACUGGCUUCCCCUCAAGUGUGGAUUGAUGCUGGGACCCAAAUCUUUUUCUCCUAUGCCAUAGGACUGGGGGCACUCACUGCCCUGGGCAGCUAUAACCGAUUCAACAACAAUUGUUAUAAAGAUGCCAUCAUUCUGGCACUGAUCAAUAGUGGGACCAGCUUCUUCUCUGGUUUUGUAGUCUUCUCCAUCCUAGGCUUCAUGGCUGCAGAACAGGGAGUUGAUAUCUCCAAAGUGGCAGAAUCUGGACCUGGGCUGGCUUUUAUUGCAUAUCCAAGAGCUGUCACUCUGAUGCCAGUUGCUCCUCUCUGGGCUGCCCUCUUUUUCUUCAUGCUGCUGCUUCUGGGCUUAGACAGCCAGUUUGUGGGCGUUGAAGGCUUUAUAACUGGGAUCCUGGACUUCUUCCCAUCCUCCCACGGCUUCCGAUUCCAGAGAGAGAUCACCGUGGCCAUCUCCUGUGUCAUCUGCUUCUUCAUUGAGCUGUCCAUGGUGACUGAGGGGGGCAUGUAUGUCUUCCAGCUCUUCGAUUACUAUUCAGCGAGUGGCACAACACUACUGUGGCAGGCCUUCUGGGAGUGCGUGGUCGUCGCCUGGGUUUAUGGGGCUGACCGUUUCAUGGAUGACAUUGCCUGCAUGAUUGGGUACCGGCCCUUUCCUUGGAUGAAAUGGUGUUGGAUGGUCGUGACCCCGCUCAUCUGCCUGGGUAUUUUUUUCUUCAACGUUGCCUACUACAAGCCAUUGAUCUACAACAACAGCUAUGUCUACCCCUGGUGGGGAGAAGCCAUUGGCUGGGGCUUUGCACUAUCUUCCAUGCUGUGUGUCCCUCUUAUUGCCCUCUACAAAUUCAUCCGUGCCAAGGGAACGCUGGCUGAGCGCUGGCACCAUCUCACUCAGCCAAUCUGGGGAUUGCAUCAUCUAGAGUACAAGGUGCCCGAAACGGAUGCUCUGACCAGCCUCUCCCCUGUCCUGGAUGGGGGUGCGAAAAUUGUCAUCUUUGAGAGUGUCAUGUGA